CGCCCCUGCGGCCACCUCUUCCUUUCCCGGCCUUGUCGCCGCCGAAGUUGGACUUGCUGCGCUCGUCGCCUCUCCCGCCGCUCCUGCAGCGCCAUAUCGCGACCACCGGCCGGGCCCCGAGUAGAUCUCAGACCAAGAUGCGCUACGUGGCUGCCUACCUUCUGGCCGUCCUUGGCGGCAAUGAUUCACCCAAUUCCAAGGACCUGAAAAAGAUCCUGGACAGCGUGGGCAUCGAGACUGACGAGGAACGGCUGAAGAAGGUUAUCAGUGAGCUGAGCGGCAAGAACAUAGAAGAUGUGAUUGCUCAGGGGAGCAGUAAGUUGGCAUCCAUGCCCGCCGGUGGUGCUGUCCCUGUGGCUGCUAGUGCAGGUUCUGCUGCCCCCGCUGCUGGUGGUGCUGCUCCUGCUGCUGCAGAGGAGAAGAAAGAAGAGAAGAAGGAGGAGUCAGACGAGUCGGAUGAUGACAUGGGCUUCGGGCUCUUUGACUGAGCAUCCACCCCUGAUCCCAGAGCAAAUAAACCUUUUAUUUAAGAAA
Messenger RNA from Antechinus flavipes (yellow-footed antechinus), 534 nucleotides. RefSeq names its product ribosomal protein lateral stalk subunit P2 (gene RPLP2). Gene Ontology annotation, molecular function: structural constituent of ribosome. Gene Ontology annotation, cellular component: cytosolic large ribosomal subunit; ribosome. The transcript is spliced from 5 exons. The coding region runs from base 138 to 488 and encodes 116 amino acids. Gene Ontology annotation, biological process: cytoplasmic translational elongation. The record is from RefSeq and is a predicted model, not a curated record. Lineage: Eukaryota; Metazoa; Chordata; Mammalia; Dasyuromorphia; Dasyuridae.